Molecule: messenger RNA, 565 nt
Organism: Notothenia coriiceps (black rockcod)
Lineage: Eukaryota; Metazoa; Chordata; Actinopteri; Perciformes; Nototheniidae
Gene: nkapd1
Product: NKAP domain containing 1
Exons: 5
Coding region: 21-461 (146 amino acids)
Source: RefSeq, a predicted model, not a curated record
UUGCCAACGUUUGGUGACGUAUGAUGUGCAAAGCGGAAGUACCGGUAGAUGCUGUAAGCCGUGUUUUCUUCUUCUUGAAUGCUACUCGUUUUGGAAAAGGUGUGAUCAUGUCAAGGCAGCCGCUGGGGAAGACACUGUUGAGAAAUGUAAUCCGCCACACAGAUGCCCACAACAAGAUCCAGGAGGAGAUGGAGAUGUGGAAAAAGCGAAACUAUCAGGUCCACACGUCCCACAGCACACAUUUUCCUGACACAAAGAGUGAGAGGGGACAAAUGCACUGUGAUCGAGAUCAGCCCAGAGACCUGAGUCGGGGGAGCAGAGAGCGAGGCUCGGAACAUGACGAAAAGGAGGCUCGAUACUGGAGCCGCAAACUGUAUGAGUUUGAGGCCAAAGAUUCUGACAGGUGGGGACAUAGUGGCUUCAAGGAGCUUUAUCCAGAGGAGUUUGAAAGGGACAGGUAAGCAAAAAUGGAACUGCACUGCAUCAAAUAAGCAAGAGAUUUAAAAAUGAUUCUACAACUUUAUUUCAAAGGGGCCCUCUAGAGAUUUGACACUGUACUUCCAUA